This is a messenger RNA of Stegodyphus dumicola, 1068 nucleotides long. Its product is annotated as oplophorus-luciferin 2-monooxygenase non-catalytic subunit-like. The record is from RefSeq and is a predicted model, not a curated record. Lineage: Eukaryota; Metazoa; Arthropoda; Arachnida; Araneae; Eresidae. Gene Ontology annotation, molecular function: protein binding.
CCAGCAGCUCUUUUGCCUCGUGAAUAACAAAACAGUAAGCUGAAAAUGGUUGCCUGGCUAUUUUCCAUUUUUUUGGCUCUCGCAUCAUGUUUGUGUACAAAAGCUGCGUGCCCGAUGCCGCGGACCAUACACCCUUGCACUUGCGAGACUAUGACCGAUGAAACUGGUGAUGACUUCUCCAUCAUCCAUUGCCACAAUCUACAUUCUGAAGAAGAUCUGACAAGAAUUUUAGCUGCCACCAAAAAGCACAUAAUAUUCGAGCUGCAACUUGUAGAUUGUAUUCUAAGGUAUUUGCCACAUUCUGCUUUUGAAGAUACUACUUUUGAAGUUUUUAGUAUUCAUAAUUCAACCCUUAGAACACUGAGUGACGACACCGUUGCUUUCAAAGGUCUCGAGAAGAAUUUACAUUUGAUCGAGGUAAUAAAUUGCACAUUUGUCAGCGACUGGGAUUGGUCACAGUUGCAGAAUCUGAAGCAUUUGAUGGAAAUACAUGUCAGCCAUUCCGAACUUGUUGACCUCACGGAUAGCAUAUCGAAAAUUCAACACCUAGACGACAUCGAGGGAUUUUCCUUCACGCAAAACAAGAUCGAAGUUUUAGAGGAGAAUGUAUUUGCACCCUUCUUUUUCUUACAGCGUUUGACGUUGGACCAUAAUUACAUAAAGCAACUAAAGCGUUCCAUGUUGCCCAGUCGUGCUGAGCACCUACAAAUUUUAGGCUUAAGUUAUAACUACCUGAAAACGUUACCAGCGGACAUGUUCUUAGGUAUGCCUGCUUUGAGAUCCCUAUACCUGACUGGGAAUCCUCUGUACACGAUUGACGAAGCUGUAUUUAAACCUGUUUGGAACCAACUACAUCUUUUCCUGUUUUAUGGAACUCCUCUUUCCUGUGAUUGCCGCUUGAUAUGGCUUACAAAAGCAGACAACAGCAAGAAAUUCAUCCACGCUGAAUGCUACGGCCCAGCUUCUUUUAAGGGAAGACCUUUGCAUAGUGUACAGCCUCACGAACUGUGGUGUUGAGCGUUGACAACAAUACAGCUUUUAAUAAAUAUAUAUAAACAUCCAGUAAAA